AUGUUACUUGUAGCACCAGCACCAGCACCAGCACCAGUGUUGGCACCGGCACCGGCAAAAUCAAAAGCACUCUCCCCAGUGGCAACCCCAGCUCCCACACAGAUGUCAGUUCCACCAAUUGACUCACUUCCUCGUCCCGGUUGUACUCACAAUCUGGUUGUUCCUGGCACCAUAACCAACAAGGGCAAAUGGAAGAAACCCAAGGUCUUGAAGCAUUUGUCAAAGGCUGUCAUCUCCGAUACCGAGGACGAGGACAGGCAGCCGACAGGGACAAUCGUAGUUAAGCGGUCUAAGAUUGUUGAAUCGUCGGUUGCAGCGCUGCCAAAAUCAAAGGGUAAUAUGAAGUCCAUCAAGCAGCCGGAAGCCGAACCAAAGAUCGGCCGAGCCCAGCCAAAGGGCAAAGGAAAGGAGAAGGUUGUGGAAAUCGCCGAACCUAUGAGAGGGCGCGGGCCACUGAAGGCCAAUGCUGAGGUGUACACUCCACCAUGCACGAGGUGCACCGGGGAGCCUUGUCUUGUGGUGGUUGGCAGGAAGGGGCAGGCCAUCAAGUCCUGUGCCAAGUGCCACUUCCAGAAGGUGCGGUGUAACCAACCAGUGUCAGUCGAUUCUUGGGGCACAUCCACAACGCAGGCCCCAAAGUCACACCCUCCUCGGUCAAAGGCCACACCGGCCUCAAAAUCCAAGGCUCAAUCCCAGACAACCAGAGCGACCUCGCGUGUACAUCCACCCACUCCUAUCCUAGAAUCCAAGGAUGCUGUUGAGGAUACCGAUGAGUCUGUUACCGGUUCCGAUGAUGCCGAUAUGGACCCUGAUACCAACGCUGAGCGGCACACCGACAUCGCCACCGAGAUGUCAGUUGAUCCUGAAGAUCAAAUCAUGGUUGACCAGCCUGCAGACAUAGCUUCUGCAGCCGACUUCCCUGCCGAACAUUGGCUGGAGCCCACUGAUGAAGCGCCCAUUCCCAUUCCCCCACCAACUCCUGUGGCUGACCCCCUUUCCCUUCCUUCAGCACCUUCAUCACCUACCAUUCUUGAACACCUGCUAACCCUGACUACUCAGGUCACUGCCAUGCAAAUGGCCGACGAGAAUGCCCUUGCCAGGGUGAAUGCGAUGGAACAGGAGUUUGACGCCCGCAUCUCCUCGAUGUGUGCCGAGCUUUCCUCCAUGCAGCUUGAUGUCAGUGCCACUGUGACAUUGGUGAACGGACUUGUCGGCCUGGUCAAGAAGCUUCGGCAGGAACGGGUCCUCGCCAAUCCAUCAUUCCCACCACCAAUGCUAAGCCAUGGCAAUGAAUCCUCGGCCACCGCAUUCGGCAUGAGGUACUUAAACGGCGUGUUCGGCCCUUCAGUUGCUCCCAUGCCUCUUUCUGUUGGAGUCGGUUGA
This is a messenger RNA of Suillus discolor, 1383 nucleotides long. RefSeq lists its product as uncharacterized. The transcript is spliced from 7 exons. The coding region runs from base 1 to 1383 and encodes 460 amino acids. NCBI's taxonomy places the organism in Eukaryota, Fungi, Basidiomycota, Agaricomycetes, Boletales, Suillaceae. The record is from RefSeq and is a predicted model, not a curated record.